Molecule: messenger RNA, 760 nt
Organism: Durusdinium trenchii
Lineage: Eukaryota; Dinophyceae; Suessiales; Symbiodiniaceae
Source: the annotation of a GenBank genome assembly
AUGGCUCAUUGGAGUGUGGAUGAUCUAUUGAAAGAGAUCAAGGACUUGGAGUCAUUGCAUGCUUUGAGACCACAAAGCAUGGUAGUGAGCAAUUUGCUCAAAGGGUUGGAAACCAAAGUGCAAGCAAUGGACUGCCUGAUUCCUUCCAUGUUGGUCAAACUCACAGAAGCUUUGGAUGCCUCUUCUCUAACAGAUGAGAUGAAACAAUCUCUACAUGACUUGGUCGAAGCUAGGGCUAUGGAAGCCAAUUCUGGUGCAUUGAGGCUGCAAAACCAACCUCAGGUUUUGUUGUCACUGUACAACUACAUGAGCGCUCAAGAAUGGGAACUGCUCCAGCAAGCUCCUUUCACACAAGCAGUCCAAAUCUGUGUGAACAGGAUGAGAGCUUGUGGGUUGAAGUCAAUGAAGGAGUCAACAAAAAAGCAUGUGUUGGCUAUGUUGAUCCACCUCAUGCUGCUGAGGGGAGAACCCCAACCACCUGGCACUGAGAUCUACAAGAUGUCAACCUACUUGCUGGAUAGCUUGAAGGCCAGUAAGCAGCAAGCUUUGGUAGCUGGCUUAGCAGUCUACCCUGACAAGCCUGCUGAUAUCGGCAGUGCUUUCAUGGAAAAGGUAUACAACCAUGAUGACUACCCAAAGCCUGUGGAUCCAACUGUGGCUACUGGUGUCAAGAGUUUGCUCAGCAAGACACCUGUCAGAGACACUCAUGAGGCUGUCAAUGACAGCAAGAAGCCUAAGGGAAAAGCAGCUGGGCAAACUU